Molecule: messenger RNA, 1971 nt
Organism: Xylona heveae TC161
Lineage: Eukaryota; Fungi; Ascomycota; Xylonomycetes; Xylonales; Xylonaceae
Product: phosphoserine phosphatase
Exons: 4
Coding region: 338-1741 (467 amino acids)
Biological process (GO): L-serine biosynthetic process; dephosphorylation
Cellular component (GO): cytoplasm
Molecular function (GO): L-phosphoserine phosphatase activity; magnesium ion binding
Source: RefSeq, a predicted model, not a curated record
GACCCUGGAUUUUGACUGCAAGCUCCUUAGGAAAUCCCUCCUAGCGUAUCCUUCCCGGCGCCGUUGUCUGCUUAGCUCACAUUCCGUGCAGAACGCAUUGAACGGGUUUAUGAUAUUUGCCUGCGAAACAUUACCCGCAUCCUAAUCACGGAACUCGUUUUUGCUUGCUAAGCACCUUGGCCGGAUUUUCCUCGACGUUCUGCACGCAGUCGCAAUCAAGACUUUUCCACUUGUACAUAUCGGUGUAAGACGUACCUAUCGUUAAUUGCUUGACCGCUUCGGUGAGAAGGCUGCUGCACCUGGCGUGUAUACAUAUCCGACCGCGCCCACCAACAAUAUGGCUGCAGACGGGAAUAUCGAUAAAGCGACACGCGCCGAAAGACCAAUGCUGAGACAUAGCUCCUUGAGCGGGGGUUCGAUCCUCCAAGAUCAUCAACAAUAUCGCCGCCCUUUCAGUGACCUCGUCAAUGACAGACUUGAUGAGCAUCAAUUGCGGGGUGCCACGCCAGGCAGCGAAAGCUCGUCCGAGCCCGACGACGAUGAUUAUGAACAAUUCCAAGGAAACCCUGCUGGCGCAAGCGCAGCACGUAUCAAGAAUGCGGGUAUUAUUCACACCAUGUCCCACAACAACUGUCAGCCGGGGCCAAAUGAAGGCGAGAAGAUCGUCGCGACUAUCUUCUACAGAGCCGAUAGAGUGCGGCAGCGACAUGCUCAGUUGUCCACUGAAACCGGAGCCCCCUCGACUUCCAUCGAGCACUUAUCGCUUGGUGCAGAAACCUCUGAGCCCGAGCCGCUUGAUCACCUCUAUGGAUUUUAUAUCAGCCAGAUUUGUUUAACCUACUUCCUCCAAAUCCUGGAAGAGCUACAGCAUCCGUAUCAGCGGCUCACGACUUCUCAUCGCUGCCUUGACUCGCAGGUCUACCCCAGAGUCAUGGAGAUCACAUUCUCUCCUCCACCAAACCCGGAGUAUCUCACGUUCGAAGACUUGCGAAAGCAUGAGAGCAUUUGGAGAUUUGAAAGGCAGUGGAAUGUCGAGGUUGUCUUUCAGAGGGAGAGCGUCUUCAGAAAGCACAAACGCCUUGCCGUGUUCGACAUGGACAGCACAUUGAUCCAGCAGGAAGUCAUCGAUGAAAUUGCCCGGGCGAUUGGUGUUGAGAAGCAAGUUUCGGAGAUUACCGAGCGUGCCAUGAAUGGUGAACUCGAUUUUACUGCUUCACUUAAUGCCCGCGUGGCUCUUCUCAAAGGCGUGCCGGGGGAUGUUUUCGAGAAGCUCAAAACUGUUAUCAGAGUCACCCCUGGUGCUCGAGAGCUCUGCUUAGCAUUAAAGCGCCUCGGAUUCAAAAUGGCCGUUCUCAGUGGCGGCUUUACGCCGCUUGCUGAGUGGCUUGCGGGGGAACUUGGUUUGGAUUAUGCCUUCGCAAACAAUCUUGUGGCGUGUCCUGAAACCGGCAAGCUCACUGGAGAAUUGACUGGCAAUAUCGUCGAUUCACACCGCAAGGCCUUCCUCCUGAAACAGAUUGCCGCAGAAAACGGCAUUCCGUUAGCGCAGGUUAUGGCCGUUGGUGACGGCGCCAACGAUUUGCCGAUGAUGAAGACUGCAGGCUUGGGAGUGGCCUUCAACGCGAAGCCCAGAGUUCAAUUCGAGGCUCCUACUCGGGUCAAUUCAUCAUCCCUCCAAGAUAUACUAUAUCUGCUUGGAUUCAGCAUUUCUGAACAACAAGCACUGCUGGAGGUGUCGUAGUCUUGCUAUUUGAAGACUCAAUUGAUCUAUCAUCGGCUCGGUCAAGCUAGUUACUAUCUACACUUAAUAGAAACUAGCCGCGAUACUACAUUGUAAUUUUGAAUAUUUGACGAAUAGACGAAUAAAUUAAAGCAUUAUGAGGUGCAAAGCUACGUCGCCAAAAGAGAGCGAUAUUUAUAUGUGAAAGGGGUUGAAUGAUACAAUAUAGUGAUUGCCAGAGUUUAAAAUAU